AUGGGUCGGUGGACAGUUGAGGAGUGGAAGGCUCAUAUGGAGCUUGACCCCCCCACUCCAAGCGGGAUGAAAAUGCACGAGAUAGCAUGCAAUGUCGAUAACUGGGGGCUUCACGACCACGACCAAUCCCGAGACUCGAAACACAAGCCAUUAUCUUGCGAGCCACGCGCCAACGAUGAUGCCCUACCUCCUGUCUCCUGUCCACCAACGUGGAAAUCGCCAACUCCACUUCGAGAAAGCGUCCUUCAUCGAAUAUUUGGCGUUAUGUGCGGACGAAGCUCGCCAGUCCCCAUUACCCUGGACACGGCUGAUACAUAUCGUCUCCCCGCCUCUCCAUUACCUCGUUCUCCGGGUAAUUGUCACCGGCAAUUUACUGCUGGGCACGGAACGCCUUCCAAGUCGAGGGCAAAACACAGGACUUGCAAAUUGAAAUCGAAAUCCGCGAAACAAGUCGCUGCAACCGCGAGGGUGGAGAGUCACUACACGUACGGCGCGACGAGCGGGGCGCUGGAGAUACUCGUGUCGACCCAUACAACCGAAGUUCAGAGUGCACAUGAUGUUGGUCGCCCAAGAGUGUUCUACCCGCGUUCAUCGUCUUUGCAAGCUUUGGCAGGGCCUGGAGCCGUUGCAUCUCCGCCAAGUCGCGACAAGCCACAAAGCCCCGAGUCUCAAACAUUGGUCGAGGCCAGCACUGCCAAACGCAGUCCUCGCCGAGCCAUUCGCCCUCUACCUGUCCUUCCGACCCUCUGA
This is a messenger RNA of Mycena indigotica, 750 nucleotides long. RefSeq lists its product as uncharacterized. Bases 1 to 750 code for a protein of 249 amino acids. The record is from RefSeq and is a predicted model, not a curated record. The transcript is spliced from 2 exons. NCBI's taxonomy places the organism in Eukaryota, Fungi, Basidiomycota, Agaricomycetes, Agaricales, Mycenaceae.